CUCUGCACGCUCUCUAAUCUCAUCCCGUCAUCAAUCAUUUCGUUCAUCUGGUCCUCGGUUUAGACCAAAACGGAUCUACUAGACCUAGUAACAAUAUGCCUUGCUUGUUGCGGCAACUGACACGCAAUGCUAGGCUCCCCUCUCUUGGCUCGUAGUCUUGUUCCAGCCGUCCACCUGCUUUUUUACAGAUCAAAGCUGGGCUCCGCACUUGACUGAAACCUCCGAACGGGGCUUUGUACAAGCUCCCCACAACUGCCGAGAAGAGCCAUGGUUAUGAUGAUACAUACAUUGAGGGGUUGAGGCCAAAAACGAAAGGCCCAAAGCGAGCAAUGCAUUAUGUAGAUGGCCGCAUUGCAUACCGCCUCAGCGAGUCGAGUCAGUCAUCCGGGUGUCUCAUGAUGUUUUUGCCGUGAUUUUUACUGUGGUUGGUGAUCUUUAAAUACAUUACAAGCUUUGUCCUUUUUUCCCCCCAUACUUUUUUAAUUGCGAGGAAUCCGGGCAGUCACCCUCCACGAGCUAUAUCAAUACAACAUUUUUUGUAUUUUUGAAGUCGUCACAGACCUAACCCAUCAGAGAUCGUGCAAGUGAACUGGUAUAGUUUGUUUUCAAAAUGGCUACCAAAGGCAGCGAGGGUUUCGCCACUCAUGAAUUCUUCAACAUCAUCAACGGUCAGCGCCGAGGAGCUGGUGCGGGCGGCGUGGACCGCGUCAUCGACCCUCGCACCGAGGAGCCCUUGUGGGAGGUUCCAAUAGGAUCCGCAGAGGACCUCGAAGAUGCUGUCACCGCUGCUCGCGCGGCGCUUCCAGGCUGGGCUGCGACCACGGCUGAGGAGAGACAGCAGCUGUUGGCCAAGAUGGCCGAGGCUCUCGGUGCGAACAUGGAGUUUCUUGCUGGCGUCGUAAUGAAGGAGACGGGGAAAUCACAACUCAUGGCGACUAUUGAGAUAGCAAACUCAUUAGAUCAGUGCAAAUAUUUUGCCAACAACACUUUGCAAGACAAGGUCCAGUUUGAAGACGACACCAUAAAGAUUAUAGAGACGCAUGCUCCGUUAGGCGUUGUCGGAGCCAUAUCACCCUGGAACUUCCCACUGAUCCUCAGCAGCAUCAAGGUGGUAUCUGCUCUCGUCAUGGGAAACACAGUCAUCAUGAAGCCCUCCCCCUUCACCCCAUACUGCGUCCUCAAGUUCGCCGAGCUUUGCCAGAGCUUCCUCCCACCGGGCGUGCUCCAGGCCAUAAACGGCGGUGGAGAGCUCGGCGGGCUCAUGACGCUGCACGACGGCAUCGACAAGAUCAGCUUCACAGGCUCCAUACCCACGGGCAAGAAGGUCAUGGCCAACUGCGCCAAGACGCUGAAGCGCGUCACGCUAGAGCUCGGCGGCAACGACGCCGCCCUUGUGUGCGCCAACGUCGACCUCGACAAGGUCGUGGCCCAGACGUGCGCGGGUAGCUUCUUCAACGCGGGCCAGUUCUGCGCGGCCACCAAGAGGAUCUACGUGCACGCCGACAUCUACGACGCCUUUGUCGACAAGUUCGUCGCCGAGACCAAGGCAAACUACGAGAGCGCCUUUGCCGGCGACGGCGUCUCGGUUCCGACAAUCUUUGGGCCCGUCUCUAACAAGAUGCAGUUUGACGUCGUCAAGAGGAUCCUCGACGACGCAGCGAGGCCUGAGUCCGGCGGCAAGAUACUCACCGGCGGUAAGCCGCACGAUAAGGGCUAUUGGAUCCAGCCCACGGUCGUGGCGGGCCCGAAGGAGGACUCCAUGGUUGUCAAGGACGAGCAAUUUGGGCCGGUGAUACCGAUUCUGAAGUGGUCCGACGAGCAGGACGUGAUCAAGCGCGCCAACCUCUCAAACUCGGGCCUCGGAGCGACGGUCUACUCUAAAGAUCUCACCCAGGCCGAGCGCAUCGCCCGGCAGCUUGAGUCAGGGUCUGUAUGGAUAAACAUGUCUGAGAAGCCCAAUGCUGCGGCUUGGUUUGGCGGAUGGAAAGACAGCGGGUUUGGCGGAGAGAUGGGACUCCUGGGUCUAUACUCUUACUGUCACAUCAAGAGUAUCCAUUUCGCCAAAUGAGUUGAAGUGAUUGGACAUCUCAUGCGGGUCUAGAUGGCAGGAUUAAAUAGAAGCCCGGAUGCCUAUAGACAAUGAUGUCACUUAUCAUACUCCGACAACUGUAUGACUUGUGCCCAA
This is a messenger RNA of Pyricularia oryzae 70-15, 2185 nucleotides long. Its product is annotated as betaine aldehyde dehydrogenase. The record is from RefSeq and is a predicted model, not a curated record. The coding region runs from base 611 to 2068 and encodes 485 amino acids. Lineage: Eukaryota; Fungi; Ascomycota; Sordariomycetes; Magnaporthales; Pyriculariaceae. The transcript is spliced from 4 exons. Gene Ontology annotation, molecular function: aldehyde dehydrogenase (NAD+) activity.